This is a messenger RNA of Chroicocephalus ridibundus (black-headed gull), 2000 nucleotides long. It is a transcript of the gene SMUG1, whose product is annotated as single-strand-selective monofunctional uracil-DNA glycosylase 1. Gene Ontology annotation, molecular function: single-strand selective uracil DNA N-glycosylase activity; oxidized pyrimidine nucleobase lesion DNA N-glycosylase activity. The record is from RefSeq and is a predicted model, not a curated record. Bases 139 to 993 code for a protein of 284 amino acids. The transcript has 3 exons. Lineage: Eukaryota; Metazoa; Chordata; Aves; Charadriiformes; Laridae. Gene Ontology annotation, biological process: base-excision repair.
CACGCCGGGAAAGGGGGCGUGGCCCGGCGGACUCCAGCUCCCGGCAGGCGCUGCGCGCCGGGUCAGAGGUCAGGGGGCGGGGCUGUGUGGCGGUGGGGCCCGGCGCGUCGCGGAGCACAGGCACCAGGCGAUGGCAGCAUGGAGGGGACGGUGACAGAGCCGGUGCAGGUGCAGGUGGCAGAGGAGGAAGAAGAGGAGGAGGAGGAGGAGGAGGAGGAGGAGGAAGGCCUGGCGGGACGGUUCCUGCGGCUGGAGCGGGAGCAGAACGCGCUGCUGCGGGAGCUGCCGCCCUUCGGGGACCCCGUCAGCCACGUCUACCACCCCCUGGACUACGCCUGGGAGCCCCACUGCGACUUCGUGCGCCGCUACUGCCGCACCCCAAAACGCGUCCUCUUCCUCGGCAUGAACCCCGGCCCCUUCGGCAUGGCCCAGACCGGGGUCCCCUUCGGAGAAGCCUGGCACGUGCGGGAAUGGCUGCGGGUCGUCGGGGGGGUGAAGAAGCCGCCCUCGGAGCACCCCAAGCGCCCGGUGCUGGGCCUGAGCUGCCGCCGAGCCGAGGUGAGCGGCGCCCGCUUCUGGGGGCUGGUCCGCACCCUCUGCCCCGACCCCCACCUCUUCUUCCGCCACUGCUUCGUCCACAACCACUGCCCCCUCCUCUUCCUCGCCGCCAGCGGCCGCAACUUGCCCCCCACCGAGUUGCCCCCCGCCACCCGCGACCGUUUGAUGGGACUCUGCGACCGGGCGCUGGCGCGAGCCGUGGGGCUGCUGGGCGUGGGGCUGGUGGUGGGCGUGGGGCGUUACGCCGAGCGAAGGGCACGGCGAGCCCUGGCAGGUGCCGGCCUGGCCGUCCGCGUCGAGGGGUUACCCCAUCCCUCGCCCCGAAACCCCCGCGCCAACCGGGGCUGGGAGGAACUGGCCAAAGCGCGGUUGGGUGAACUGGGGGUGCUGGAGUUGUUGGAGGAGGAGAGGGGGGCGGCUGGGGGGGGGAAGUGAGGGGGGGAUGGAGCCGUGCCUCGGUUUCCCCAGUUGGGGGCUGAUUUAGGGCACUUUUAUGAGAUGGAGAAUGGAUCCGUGCCUCAGUUUCCCCAGUUGGGGGCUGAUUUAGGGCACCUUUAGGAGGUGGAGGAUGGAUCCGUGCCUCAGUUCCCCCAGUUGGGAGCUGGUUUAGGGCACUUUUAUGAGACGGAGAAUGGAUCCGUGCCUCAGUCUCUCCCAUUGAGAGCAAGGCUGGGGUUGGGGGGGGUGGGUUAAUGGGUCCGUGCCUCAGUUUCCCCAGUUUGGAGGUGGAGGAUGGAUCCGUGCCUCAGUUUCCCCAGUUGGGAGCUGGUUCAGGGCACUUUUGUGAGACAGAGAACGGAUCCGUGCCUCAGUUUCCCCCACUGAGAGCAAAGCUGGUGUUUGGGGGGGGGGAUGGUUAAUGGCUCCACGCCUCAGUUUCCCCUCCCAGGACCAAGCCCGGCGUCUCAUUUUUCAGGAGCGGAUGGAUCCGUGCCCCAGUUUCCCCAGUUGGGAACUGGUUUGGGGCACCUUUAGGAGGUGGAGGACGGCUCCGUGCCUCAGUUUCCCCACUGAGAGCAAAACGGGGUCCCCUCACGCAGGGACGGGGGCGUGAUCCAUCCACCCCCCACCCCCCUGUGCCUCGGUUUCCCCUUGCCGGGGGGCAGAUUCUGCCGGGGGUGGGGGGGGCCCGCCAGCAGCCUCCAGUCUCCCCAGUUUAACCAGUUUAACACUAAGCAGCCUCUCAGGGAAGGCGAGGUGCCGCAUCCCGGCGGGGGGUGUUGGCCCCGUGCCUCAGUUUCCCCCGCGAGGCGCCUGGGGGCCCCGGGCUCGGUCCCUCCCCCCCCCCCCCCUCCAGCUUUUUGGGGCUCCCCGCAUUUUUCUUCCCCUUCGAAUGGCCCAUUUGGGGGUUUUUAGGGUAUUUUUUUUAAGCUAUUUAACCCCAGUGGCCCUGCUCGCUCUUGGCGGCAGGGGAAACUGAGGCACGGGGACGUUCCCCCCGG